Ogataea haglerorum is the source of this 801-nucleotide messenger RNA. RefSeq lists its product as uncharacterized. The transcript is spliced from 2 exons. Gene Ontology annotation, cellular component: cytosol. Lineage: Eukaryota; Fungi; Ascomycota; Pichiomycetes; Pichiales; Pichiaceae. The coding region runs from base 1 to 801 and encodes 266 amino acids. The record is from RefSeq and is a predicted model, not a curated record. Gene Ontology annotation, molecular function: aldose reductase (NADPH) activity.
AUGUCUGUUUUGCAAGAGAAGAUUCAAUUGAACAACGGCACUGCCAUUCCAGCCGUUGGAAUGGGCACUGUGACUCCGGACGACAAAAAGCCCAUCCUCCGCGACGUUGUCAGAGCAGCGCUUCUCGAUGCCGGCUACCGCCACAUCGACACCGCCUGGUACUACGGCGUGGAGCCAAUCCUGGGCGAGAUCCUAGAAGAGAUUUUCAAAGAGGGCAAGAUCAAGAGAGAGGACAUUUUCAUCACCACCAAGGUCUGGCCUGCUCUGUGGAGGAACCCGCAGAAAUCUUUGGAAAAAUCUCUCAAGGAUCUGAGAGUCGACUACGUUGACCUGUGGCUACAACACUGGCCAUUGACUUUCAAAUCUGACGAAAACGGCCAGCCACCUGUUCCUCGCGACAGCUCCGGGCAAGUCAUCGAGGACGACGGCGAUUUCUUGGACACGUACAAGAAGAUGAUUGAUAUCUAUAAGAAUUCCAAUAAGGUGAAGGCCAUUGGAGUUUCGAAUUACUCCAUCGGCAACCUGGAAAAAUUACUGAAGGAAACCGAUGUUGUGCCUGCGGUCAACCAGAUCGAGCUUCAUCCACAGCUGCCUCUAAACGAUCUGGUGGAAUUCUGCAACAAACACAAGAUAGUUGUUGAGGCAUAUAGUCCGUUUGGGUCCAACGGUGCGCCUGUCCUGAAACUUCCUUUGGUGAAGCAGUUGGCCGACAAGUACAAGGUCAGACCUGCAGACAUCCUUGUGAACUACCACACUGCCUCUGGACGCGUGGCUCUGCCUCAUCGGCGAAAAGGAGCCUAA